GCUGUGCUGUGCUGAGUGACAGUGAGAGAACGAUCUCCAGAUCUCCAGGAGAGUCUGUUCUGCUGCCCUGUCCCUGUCCCACAGACCAACACAAGAUCAACCCUGACAGAGUCACAUGGACUAAAGAUCAGACUGCAGUGUGUAAUGAUACAGAAUCCUACAGAGGCAGAGUCUGGAUGUUCAACCAGAACCAUUCCAGAAAUUUCUCUCUCCUCAUCUCAGAUCUGACUAAAGAGGACUCUGGACUCUACACCUGCAGAGCUGAUGAGAAAGACAUGCCAUAUGUCCAGCUAGAGGUCGAAGGCUGCGCUCUGUCAGAGAAUAAACAGACUGUUCCAGUCAGCAGAUCCUCAGGAGAGUCUGUUCUUCUGUCCUGCACCUGCACUGACCUGCAGGACAGACCUGUGAAAGUUCAGUGGAGAACACCAAACCAUGAAGAUCUCCUUCAGCGCUACAGCGGCCGAGUUCAGACGUUUGACCAGAGCUCUCCAGGAAAUCUCUCUGUACUGAUCUCAGACCUGACUGAAGAGGACGGAGGAACAUAUUCAUGCUGGAUAAACCAGAAUCAGUACAGGAACUUCAGCCUCACUGUUAAAGGCUGCACACUGUCAGAGACUCAGGAUAGAGUGAUUGUCAGAUCUCCAGGAGAGUCUGUUCUCCUGCCCUGCUCCUGCACUGACCAACACACCAAACCUGUAAGUGUGAAAUGGGAGCGUGUAGACUCAGGAGGGACUGAGGUAUCCAAUGAGACGGAGCUCUACAGAGGCAGAGUCCACAUGUUUAAUAAGAACCUUCCAGCAUAUCUAUCUUUACUUAUCUUCAACCUGACUGAACAAGACCAGGGAACAUACAGAUGUUCAAUCAACAACAAACAGUCCAUCAACAUCAGACUCAGCAUUGAAGUGAAAUCCACAGCAGAGAAGAGAGAAAUCACAAGUCAGUCUGAUUCCUCAGGUUUGCUCAUCACUUUGAGUGUCUGUGUGGCUCUGCUGCUGAUUGUAGUGAUUGGAGAAUCAGCGCUGAUCUACAAAUUGAUUCACAACAGGACACAAGGGUCUGUCUCUACAAACACUGAGAGAAGAACACAGAACACAGCUGAUAAUGAUUAUGAAAAUGGUCUUCCUAAAAACCGGAACAAGAUCAGCAUGGCUCCAAUCUACCAGAGCCUGGACCCCAACACCAACCAACCAGAUUCAGUCUAUCAGGGCCUAAACCCCAACACCAACCAAUCAGAUUCUGUCUAUCAGGGUCUAAACCCCAACACCAUCCAAUUACAUUCAGCCUCCCAGAACUGAAACCUCAACACCAUCCAAUCAAAAUAAGAAAUCCCAACACUUACAGAGCUAAACCCAGAUUCAUCUGUCUAAACCCUUCAUU
Messenger RNA from Colossoma macropomum (tambaqui), 1377 nucleotides. RefSeq names its product polymeric immunoglobulin receptor-like. Lineage: Eukaryota; Metazoa; Chordata; Actinopteri; Characiformes; Serrasalmidae. The transcript is spliced from 7 exons. The record is from RefSeq and is a predicted model, not a curated record. The annotation marks the transcript as partial. Gene Ontology annotation, cellular component: external side of plasma membrane. Gene Ontology annotation, biological process: T cell costimulation; immune response; cell surface receptor signaling pathway.